Messenger RNA from Cuscuta campestris, 3650 nucleotides. The record is from the annotation of a GenBank genome assembly. NCBI's taxonomy places the organism in Eukaryota, Viridiplantae, Streptophyta, Magnoliopsida, Solanales, Convolvulaceae.
AUGCGCCGCCAGAUCUAUUAUUCGUCUACCCGCGAGAAUGAACCCGGCCACGAAUCCCACGAUAGCGAUAUCCACUGGAAUUUGUAACAAUGUCGAGUGAUCACAAUACAGAUCCGUGGAGGACCUUGAAUCCAGACACUGUUAAUGAUCCACGGAUGUUUUCUAACCAGAUGGAUUUGCCUUCCACCUUGAAGCUCACAUGUGAGAUCCCUCCGAUCCCUCACCACCGUGCCAAAGAGGACAUCAUAGAUGGUGAUGGAAAAGAAGAUCCAUUGGUUAUCGAGGGUCGGAAUCUUGGUCUGAAUCACAUUAGGACCCGCUCAUCAGCUUUGUCGCCGCGUAGGCUUUCAACUGCCAUUUCAAUGCCGGUUGAUUGUGGAAAUGGAGUCGAUUUGCAGUCUGGGCUGCUAUCUACAACUGAUCAGUCUGUUGAGAAUUUCUCUGAACAUGCUAAAAGGAUACAGUGGAAUCAGGCUAAUUCAUUGAAUGUCCUGUCACGCACUUGUUCGGGUUCGGAGGAUUAUCAUGCAGCUUUUGUUAAGGAAAUGAAAUCUCCACGGUGUCAAGCUAUAUUACGUGUCACAAAUGGUCGGAGGAAAAGAGUUACAGAUAUGAGAAGUCUCUCUCAUGAGCUCAAUUCCAAAGGAGGCCGACCCCUUCCAUUCUGGAGAUCUCGUGCUUUUGGGCGAGUGGAGGAAAUUAUGGCCAUGAUUCACUCAAAGUUUGAUAAAUUAAAGGAAGAGGUAAACAAUGAUCUAAGCAUUUUUACUGGGGAUAUAACGGGUAUUAUUGAGAAGACAUCUGAGUCCAAUCUUGAAUGGAGGAAAAGUUUGGAAGAUUUGUUGGUUAUAGCUAGGGAAUGUGCACAAAUGUCCCCUUCUGACUUCUGGCUGAAGUGUGAAAGUAUUGUUCAGAAUCUAGAUGACCGCAGGCAAGAGUUAUUGAUGGGCACUGUCAAACAAGCCCAAACUCGCCUCUUAUUCAUACUCACGCGGUGCACUAGGCUUGUACAGUUUACAAACGAGAGUUGUUUUGAAGAACACGUAGUGGCAUCUCACAGACUCUGUGACCAUGGGGCCCAUGCAGAACAAAUAGUUAGCCCUUUCAGCCAAUAUAUGAGCAGUCCGUUAAAUGGGAAGGAAAAAAGUUUGAGAAGAAUUAAGAAAGGUCAAGGGCAUGACCAUACCAGUUCCACAGCUAAUCAGUAUCAGAUGAAGGAUUAUGAUGGUGGACGGGUGAUAGAAGAAAGCCAUAUGAAGAGUGUUGCUUCCCCUACAGGAAGCUCAACAACGUCCUCUUGGAAGAGACAUCCAUCUGCAGCUGAAAGAAAAGGUGAGGUCCAUGAAUCUGUUGGCACCUGUACCUCGCCCUCUAUUAAGUUUGAUCACUUGCAACAUAAAGCUGCAGACUGGGAUCAUCAUAAUAUCUCGUAUGAAGAUUCAUUCAUGUGUCGCAUAUGUGAAGUCGAAAUACCUACUAUAUUUGUAGAACAACAUUCCAGAAUUUGCACAGUUGCUGAUAAAUGUGAUUUAAAAGGAUUCACAGUUAAUGAAAGACUCCAAAGACUUGCAGAAGCUCUUGAGAAGAUACUUGAAUCAUGGACAGUGAAAAGUAUUGACAAUGAGAUAGGAAGUCCAGAGUUAGUAAGAUUGUCUGCCUUGGCCAUCUACAAAGAGAUGGAUGAAUUGUCAACAAAGCAGGACGGUCUGUCUUGUCAAUGCUCUGAAGACAUGCUGAAUUGCAUCCAUGAGUGUGAUACCAUUUCUGUUACGAAUCUAAACAGUCUGUCUGAAACGCCUAGGAAGGGUUCUCCAGCAGGCACCCCAACAUCUCGAUCACCACUGCUGACACCACGAACUAGCCAGAUUGCACUGCUUUUGAGCGGACUCAAGAUGAUAUCUGAAUAUGAAAGUUAUCCACAGAUAAAUAAGCUGCUGCAUAUUGCUCGAUCAGUUGUCCUCAUAAACAACAAUGAUUAUAAUUCUCUGGAAAAUUUGCUUGAUCGUCUAGACGACCUGAAGUAUGCGAUUCAAGAUAGAAAAGUUGAUGCUCUUGUUGUGGAGACCGUUGGGAGGCGCAUAGAAAAAUUGUUGCACGAGAAAUAUGUUCUACUUUAUGGACAUAUUGAAGAAGAAAAAGAAGAUUCACCAACUAGUGCAGCUGAUGAGGAAUGUUCUGUUGAUGAGGAUACAUUACGUAGUUUUCGUACGAGUCCUAUCCACCAAUGCUCAAAGGAGCGAACGUCUAUUGAAGAUUUUGAGAUAAUAAAGCCAAUCAGCAGAGGUGCUUUUGGGCGAGUAUUCUUGGCUAAAAAACGAGCCACUGGUGAUUUGUUUGCAAUAAAGGUUUUGAGAAAAGCUGAUAUGAUACGGAAAAAUGCUGUAGAGAAUAUUUUGGCUGAACGCGAUAUCCUAAUUUCAGUUCGCAAUCCAUUUGUGGUCCGGUUUUUCUACUCUUUCACAUGCAGGGAUAAUCUUUAUCUUGUCAUGGAAUACCUAAACGGAGGAGAUAUUUUCUCUUUGCUGAGGAACCUUGGCUGCUUUGAAGAAGAUAUGGCUCGUGUAUAUAUUGCUGAAGUUAUUCUUGCUUUGGAAUAUCUUCAUUCCUUAAAUAUUAUUCAUAGAGACUUGAAGCCAGACAAUUUGUUGAUAGGUCCAGAGGGUCACAUCAAGUUGACAGAUUUUGGACUCUCCCAGGCAGGUCUUAUCAAUAGCACUGAUGACUUGUCACGUCCAUCAAAUUCCACAUUUCUUGAGGAUGACAAACCAAAAGUACAAUCAUCACUUAAAAGAGAUCAGAGGCAAAAGAGUUCUGUUGUUGGAACCCCUGAUUAUUUGGCCCCUGAGAUACUUCUUGGCAUCGAACAUGGUUCAACAGCUGACUGGUGGUCUGUUGGUGUGAUUAUGUUUGAGCUCCUUGUUGGCAUCCCACCUUUUAAUGCAGAACAUCCUCAGCAAAUCUUUAACAACAUCAUGAAUAGAGACAUACCUUGGCCUAAGGUACCAGAAGAAAUGAGCUUUGAAGCACAUGAUUUGAUUAACAAGUUGUUGUACGAAAACCCCAAUCAAAGAUUAGGUUCCACUGGGGCUGGAGAGGUAAAACAACAUCAUUUUUUUAAGAAUAUCAACUGGGACACACUGGCAAGGCGAAAGGCUGCAUUCAUACCAGCUGCUGAACCACACGACACUAGUUAUUUUAUGAGUCGUUACAUUUGGAACCCAGAAGGCGAAGAUUCUAAUGGUGGGUGUAGUGAGUUUGAUGAUACAAGUGAGGCUGGGAGUGUAUCAUGCAGCAGCAGUUCUUAUCAGGAUGAAGAGGGGGAAGAAUUUGGAUAUUUUGCAGAGUUUGGUUCUGUGUCCCCCAACAUGAAAUAUGCCUUCAAUAAUUUUUCAUUUAAGAACUUGUCACAACUGGCUUCCAUCAACUAUGAUUUGGUUGUAAAGGGGUGUAAAGAAUCAACUGAAGUUACCAAGAAGCCAUCCACUGCAUAAUAGUACUGAACUUGAACAAAUGAAGAGAGUCAAGAGACCCCUCUUUUUUGCCUAAUAAGUUUGGAAGAAACAGAGAAUUUCAGGCUAACUGUGGAAAAUGCUUGGAGAACCCACUUGAUGGAGUGUACACCAAGGCAGAAAUAGACAUACACAAACAUU